GCCGGGCCAGAGCGGUUCGUAGACUUCCGGUUGCCUAGCCCUAGAAUUUUGAGGCUCCCUCCGGAUGAGAACUGAGCUGUCCGUACAGCCAGGACACUCGGGGUUACAGCACCGAGGGGGUCCAUGGCUCGAGAUAUAAGUCCUGAUCUUUGAACUAAAUAGAAAGUUCCAAGAAGGAGUGAAGGAUUAAGCUCUACAUAUAGUAGCUGCUUGAUAAACCUUUACCAAAGAUUAAAAGGAAUUCCAUGAAGACACCAGUAGCUGAAAUAAUGGUGUUUGAUUUCACGGAGUAAAUUCUCAUUGAGAAGGAGAGGAGAAAGAGGACAGAACUGAAAAUGUACUUGAAGAAAUAAUGGCUGAAAAUUCCCCAAAUUUGUCAAAAGGUAUAAACAGAUUCAAGAGACCAGAUUAAUGUCAAGCAAGAUGAACCCAAAGAAAUCCACAUCAAGACACAUCAUAGUCAAAGUUCCAAAAACUAAAAGAAAGAUAUCUUGAAAGCAGCAAGAGCAAAAUGAACCUUAGCUAUAAGGGUAAACAAUUCAAAUAACAGAGCAUUUUUCAUCAGAAACUAUGGAGACCAGAAGGAAGAGGCAUAAUACUGUUCAAAUACUGAAAGUAAAGAACUAUCAUCCCAGAAUACUUAUAUCCAGUGAAAAUAUGCUUCAGGAAUGAAGGAGAAAUCAAGACAUUCUAUGAUAAAGGAAAACUAAGAGAAUUUGUAAGACUUACCCUAAAAGAAUGGCUAAAAACCCUACAGAUAUCCAAAAAUGAUUGAGAUCGAACAGGCAGAGGCCCAGCUCUCUGAGUUAGACCUGCUAGCCAGUAUGUUCCCAGGUGUGAAUGAGCUCAUAGUGAAUGACCAGCUGGCUUUAGCAGAACUAAAAGAUUGCAUUGAAAAGAGGACAAUGGAAGGACGAUCUUCAAAAGUUUACUUUACUAUCACUAUGAACCUGGACAUAUCUGAGGAAGCAGUGGUGAUGUUUUCUCUGGCCUGUGUUCUUCCCUUUAAAUACCCUGCAGUUCUGCCUGAAAUUACUGUCAGAUCAGUAUUAUUAAGUAGAUCCCAGCAGGCUCAGCUGAAUACAGAUCUGACCACAUACCUACAAAAGAAUUGUCUUGGAGAUGUCUGUAUAUUGAAUGCCACAGAGUGGGUUAGAGAACACGCUUCUGACUAUGUCAGCAAAGACAACACACCUUCCCCUGUUCCAGGAAGUACAGUCCAGCCAGUUGACCUCAUUCUCACAAGACUCUGGAUCUACAGCCAUCACAUCUACAACAAAUGCAAAAGAAAGAACAUUCUAGAGUGGGCAAAGGAGCUUUCCCUAUCUGGGUUUAGCAUGCCUGGGAAACCUGGUGUUGUUUGUGUGGAAGGCCCACAAAGUGCCUGUGAAGAAUUCUGGUCAAGACUCAGAAAAUUAAACUGGAAGAGAAUUUUAAUUCGCCAUCGAGAAGACAUUGCUUUUGAUGGUACAAAUGAGGAAAUGGAAAGACAAAGAAAAUUUUCAGUUUUUGAAGAAAAAGUAUUCAGUGUUAAUGGAGCCAGAGGAAACCACAUGGACUUUGGUCAACUGUAUCAGUUUUUAAAUGCCAAAGGAUGUGGGGAUGUUUUCCAGAUGCUCUUUGGUGUGGAAGGACAAGGAGCAGAAGAGUAGUUGAAAGUGUUUUGCUACUGUUGGUCUUUUGACUUUCUCCCCGACUCUUUCUUGAAAGAUUAAGUAAUUUCCCUUUAGUCCCAUUCUAAAAUGUUAAGGGGGAGAAAAAGAGGAAAAGUAGUAUAGCUGAAAUGCAUCUGUUAAAAAUAUUCAUGAUUGAAUGCAGAA
Molecule: messenger RNA, 1820 nt
Organism: Delphinapterus leucas (beluga whale)
Lineage: Eukaryota; Metazoa; Chordata; Mammalia; Artiodactyla; Monodontidae
Gene: RWDD2B
Product: RWD domain containing 2B
Molecular function (GO): protein binding
Source: RefSeq, a predicted model, not a curated record